AUGCAGGCAGUGUCGGAAAAGGACCGGGUGCUGUGCAAAGACGGGCGGGUGUUCCAUGCGUGCGAGUGCAAUUCGUGCGUGAAGCGCGGGCUGACAUGCGAGUACCGGGCAAUGCGGAAGCGCGGGCGGCACGGCAAGAAAUCAUCGACACCGCAGCUGCCAACCAGCAGCGAAGGCCCCGGCGAACUACGACAGCGCAUGGCUGCGGUCAAGAACGAGGCCAAGCACAGCGAACCGCUGAGCCUGCUGGGGUACCCGCCGUUCUUUGGCCCGCUGUCGUCGACGUCGGGCGAGGUGGAGCAAAUGAUCAGUGCCAUGACCUCGCCGCCAACCAAUGGUGCAGCGGCUCAGACACAGGAGCCUGAGGCACGUAUGCAUGUCCCGCAUCAGAUCCGGCAGCAAUCUGCAGCAUCGAUUGACGGCAGCAUUUUCUCGUCGCUAGGCACGGGGAUUGCCAAUGCAUUUGCCCACACGUCGCCGGUGGUCUCGCCCACGGCCAACCAGCACCCGGGGCUGUUUGCUGCAGUGGCGGCCAUGCAGCAGUUCUCGACGCAGACGAUGAUGGCCAACAUCCCAGCACCGCAGGAGCAGCCGGCUCGGAUCGGUUCGAUGCCGCCGCCCUCGCUGCCAGCUGCCAAUGGAUCGAGCCCAGAGGCGGCAGCCAAGCGGCAUGAGAGCGGGAACUGGUCGCGUGAUAUGGACGACGAGGAGCAGGUGCUGGGGGCACUGAACACACGCGAGAACGACAGCUUCGGGCGGCCGGUCUACGACCCGAUGUCGUACCCGCUGCCACCACAGGCAGAGCUGGACGAGCACGUGAACGGGGUGUUUGAGUACUUUUACAUGGGCGGGCAGACAUUGCAUGAGGCCAGCUUCAGGCGGCGGCUCGCGUGCGGUUCGGUGGAGCCAGUGCUAGUGUAUGCGAUGAUGGCAGUGGCAAGCCGGUACUCACGGCGGCCGAGCCUUCAUGCGCUGAAACGGCAUGGCCUGAACCACGGCGACCUGAGCACCAACGACGCGGGCAACAUGCUCAAGUCGCGCAUGUAUCUGGUCAAGGCGCACCUGGACGCACCGUUCACGCCGUCGAAUCCGAUGAUGUCAUUCAAUGGCAGCUUCGAUCGGGUGCGGGGCGGACCGCUCACGUGCGCGUGUCCCAAGACAGUGGGUGAGCUGGUGGCGCAGGAGACGCGGCGGCGGGUCUGGUGGUUCCUGGUGUUUGUCGACUACUUCACGGCCAACGUGAUGAAUGUGCCGCUGGAGAUCCCGCCCGACUCGUACUGCGUGCGGCUGCCGUGCAGCGACGAGGAGUGGAUGAGCGAGUCGCUGAUGAGCAUCGACGACAUGAUGGCGAGCGAGCCGGCGCCCCUGGACAGCGAGCCGGUGCGGCGCUGCAACGGUCUGCACAGCUGCCAGCCGCCGUGGAAGUUCCAUGCCAGCGCAUUCUACCUGGAGCGCCUGAUGGUGGAAGUUCUGCGACCACCUGCGGCGGCUCAACAGCCUGCGCCCAUCUUUAUUGAAGAGGACUACCCGUACCUAAAGCGUGCCAAGCAGGUGCAGUCGUGGGUCGAGCGGCUGGCCAAGGUCAAGGCGCAGUGGUCGUGGCUGCAUCUGCAGCUGAACAAGUGGCUCGACUCGAUCCUGCUGCGGUUUACCGAGUACCGCCACCAGUACUACUACUAUCUGAUUGCAGCCCAUGCCGCCAUCAUCAUGUCGCAUGGUGUUAUUCUGCAGCUGUUUACAGACCUGUCACGGUACAUCAAAGCAGCAGCAGGAUCAAGCGGCGCUGGGCACAGCCCGCCGAUCGCCCAUGGCUGUCCAAUGGCCUGGGACUGGUGGGCUCGCCCUGAGUUUGGCCAUUUUCCGGCCGGCCCCGCCUCGUCUCUGUCGCCGGCCACGGCCGCUGCAGCGAUGGGUCUGCUGGGCGGCAACGGCAGCGACAGCCUGGCCGAGUUCGGCAUUGGUGCGCUGAACAGCGUCAUGACUCCGCUGAUGAACAGCAACUCCUACCCGUCGGCGCAGUCGCUGAGCGGCGGCCACGGCAUGCUGGACGAUUUCAUUGAGGCCAGCUCCGACCACCUCGGCACCCAUGCGGCCAACGCGGGGCCGAGCAACCCGCAACCCCGCAAUACCCCAAAUAGCGUAUUACGCGACCUGCACGACAUGGCCAAUAUUGCCUGGGAGAGCUGCGUGUCGACGGCCGAGCAGCUGGCGUCGGUGCUCCGCGGCCGCCACCCGAAAUUCGUGCUGCUGGGCGGGCCCGCCUCGGAUGUCAUGCAGGACCUAGCAAGCGAUGCCAACACGCAGACUUCGUCACCAUUCAAUGCUCCGGGUUCGGGGCCGGGCACCGACAACCCGAUUCUCGCAUGCUGCGCGAAAGCGACGGGUGCUUCCGAGCAUCCGGGCCGCGCCCACAGCACCUCGGCCACGCCUGAAAUCAGCCCUGAGGCCGAGGAAGUGCUGGGCAUUUCGCCCGGACUCAGCCGGCCCACCGACAAGAUCCGCCCACUGUCGGCGUCCGUCAGCAACUCGGCCUUUAUGCUGGCCACCGCGGUGCAGCUGUCAAAUGCCGCGCCGCCGCCGCCCACCCGCCAAGGCGCCGAGAAGCGGGCGACCAUCAAGAUCAGGGCCUCGCGCCUCGGCAAGGCCUACGAGAACCUGUCGUGCAUGGUGCGUGUGCUCGAGGGAAUGCAGCAGUACUGGCACUGCAUGGACUACGUUACUGUGAUCCAGAAGAUCCUGAAGGGCUCGGAGGACCCGUUUAAUUGA
Molecule: messenger RNA, 2766 nt
Organism: Linderina pennispora
Lineage: Eukaryota; Fungi; Kickxellomycota; Kickxellomycetes; Kickxellales; Kickxellaceae
Exons: 13
Coding region: 1-2766 (921 amino acids)
Biological process (GO): DNA-templated transcription
Cellular component (GO): nucleus
Molecular function (GO): DNA binding; zinc ion binding
Source: RefSeq, a predicted model, not a curated record